AACAGGGUGCGCUGUUUCGCAAUUAGUAAAAUAAUUAUUUGGCCAUCGCCAAAUAAAGACUGAAAAAUCGUCGCAACGUAAUUGCGCUAACAUGUAACGUCAAUUACAUUUUAACUGGAGGUUUUUGCGAUAUUGUACAAGACGUUAUUUACGUUAUUAGUGAACAUCUACAAUGUUUCUUGUUCUAGACAUUGAGUUCGGAGUAAUGAUGUUAAUAUAUGUAAAAAAUAAAUGUUUUGCUGAUACUUUGUAAAAUGAUUAUAUUGGAAUAGCGGAGAAAGUUGCAUGAUAUUUAUGAAGUAUUAUACGUUUGAAUAUAUAAUAUAACCGGAAAGACUCGACAACGUAACUGAUCAGCCAUCAUCAAUUCUUCAUUGACCAAGUUUAAAUUUUGUAACGGUCGCGUAGGUUUACUCAAUUGGUCUCACUCACAAUAUCACAAUAAGAACCAAUGAUGGAAGAUACAAAUGAUUUACUAAUGCAUGCUUCGGAGUUCAUAAAAGAUCGAUUAUAUUUUAUAACAUUGAGGACAAUGAUAAAACCAAAGAGUACUCCAAACAUCCAUUAUUUCAGUAUUGAUGAUGAAUUGAUCUAUGAAAAUUUCUAUGAUGAUUUUGGUCCAUUAAAUCUUGCUAUGUUGUAUCAUUAUUGUCAAAAAGUCAAUAAAAAACUCAAAGCAGUAACACUAAGAAAAAAAAAGAUUAUACAUUAUACAACUAUGGAUCCAGCAAAGAGAGUCAAUGCUGCUUUUCUCAUAGGAAGUUAUGCAAUAUUAUAUUGUAAAUGCACAGCAGAAGAAGCAUAUAAUUGCUUAAUGAACAGUCCUGACAGUCCAUCAUUUAUAAUGUUCAGAGAUGCUUCUGUUGGUACACCAUGGUUUGAAAUAUCUUUAAUUGAAUGUCUUAGUGCCAUAUAUAAGUGCCACAAACUUGGAUUUUUUAAUUUUCAAGAUUUUUGUGUUAAAGAAUAUGAAUAUUUUGAAAGAGUUGAAAAUGGAGAUUUAAAUUGGAUUGUUCCUGGUAAAUUUAUAGCAUUUUGUGGUCCUUACGCUAAAUUUAAAAUAGAAAAUGGCUAUCCAUUUCAUGCACCAGAAUCAUAUUUUACAUAUUUCCAUUACAACAAUGUAACUACGAUUAUACGUCUUAAUAAAAAAAUUUAUGACGCUUCAAUCUUCACAGAUGCGGGAUUUGAGCAUAAAGAUUUGUUUUUUCUUGAUGGUUCAACUCCAACAGAUUCAAUCAUGCGGCAAUUUCUUAAAAUAACAGAGAAUGCAAGUGGUGCUGUUGCUGUACACUGUAGAGCAGGACUUGGUAGAACAGGUUCACUUAUCGGUUGUUACAUUAUGAAACAUUAUCAUUUAACAGCUCAUGAAACAAUUGCAUGGAUACGAAUAUGUAGACCAGGUUCAGUAAUUGGACAUCAACAAGAAUGGUUGGAGAAGAAAGAAGCAUAUCUUCAUUCGUUACUAAAAGAACCAUUACGACCUCAGAAUGGAAAUCCAGUUCAUGAAUAUGGGAUAUAUUCUAUAAUUGAUAGACCGAAAACAUCAUUUUUAACCCAUUUAAAAAGUGCACAUGUCAUGCAAGAUAAUGUUUCUGGAAUUAUGCAUUGUGUAGAUGGAAUUACAUUAGAUGAUCAUGCAAGCACUAGCACGACUAAAUAUACGAACUUAUCUCAGGGUGAUAAAUUGAAUCAAAUCAAAGCUAAAAGAAAACGGUUACCAGCAAAUCAUACUUUACUUAAUAUAACUGCUAGGCCAUCAACAGUAGUAAAUCCUUACUUGAGGUCAUUAUUACAAACAAAAACUCAGAAGAAUACAAUUAAUACAUUAACUGGAAAUAAAGAAAAGGAUUCUACAAAAAGACUUCUUCCUAGAUCUACUACUACAACUAUUGUUAAAAGAAACAGUUGGCUAGUCAACAGUACGUGUGAAUCAACUCCGCCUCGUGCAAAGUCUACUAAACCAACAACACGACUCCAUAAUAACAACAAUACAUCUUCCACUACUCGUCUUACUACAAUGUCUGUAUCAAAACCAGUGACAAGGGCCAGUAUAAGAACUUCUUGUAUCACAGAAACACAAACUACAAAUUCGUCUGCAAACAAUUUGAUUACACAACCGCAGCGAGGCAUGAAUAUGAUCCUCAGGUCUGCAGAUCGAGUAAAUCGCUAUCAUUCUCUAAGACAUGCGCGUACGACCAAAAGUUAUAAAACUGCAUUUAUCAGAUGACUAACCGAUAUUCUGAAUGGCAUUGGAGAAGACAAUCCAGUAACUCAAGCAUCUCGACAGCGCAGAAGAUCUCAUCGUUUAAAUUCAGUCAUUCAGUAAAAGCAUCAUAUUAAUUAACAAUCUUCAAUAAUUAUUGCUUUUGUCGAGAUCAACGAAGAUCAAGUAGACUUACAACUGUUAUAGUAUUUUUUAUGAUUCACUGGCAAGUUUUUUAAGUACGAUUUUCAAGGUAGUUAUUUUCUGUUUUUAUUUGUAAGAUUGGGUUAUAAGUUUGUCAUAAUCAUACAAUUUUUCCUCGAUGUGACGUUUAUAAAUUCUUCCAUAUUUCGCAAUACGUUGAACGUUUCUAAAAUCAAAAAGAUAAUGUAAUUUUAUAAAACAAUUUACUAUGUUAUCUUUCUGCUGGUCAGAAAAAAAUAAUAUGAUAGUUAAAUAUCUCCAAAUUUUCAUUUUGUUUAGUUAUUGUUGUUUUUUAAUGAAUUUAUACAUUAUUUGGCUUUAUUCAAAUUUUGAUUUUAUUAAAGUAAUAGUGAUUAUUAUCAAAAUGGUACUUUCUUUUUUAUGUAAAAUUUUUUUAUCCGCUUUAAAUUACAUGUAUUGCUAAGUAUUUGUACAAAAUACUAAAAUUUCGAAUAAUGGUUUCUUUGUACAAAAUGAUUAACGUUUUUUCUUUUUUUUCUUUUUUAAUAUUUUAAACUAAUUGUUAAAUUUGAUCUUUUAAUUAACAUGAAAGUUAUUCUUACUUUUAACAAAAGAAUAAUGAAAUGACUAAAAACUUAAAAUCCCAUGCAUUCUUACUUAUAACUAUGUGAUUAACAUAAUUUAUUUAAUUUAUAUGAUUAUUAAUAUAAUUAUUAAUUCAUAUAAAAGAUAAAGCCCAUAUCUAAAUAUAAUUCUUGAAUUAUAGGAAAAUGUUACAUAUACUAAAUAGAUUUUUAAAGUUUAAGUUAAAGCAAUAUUUUGUGAUGAUUAUAAAUUUUGUAAGUAGAUAGAUUGUAGAAACUUGUUAUUGUACUAAUCAUAUUACAUAUAUAGUAUUCAUUAAUAAGAAAUUGCAAUUAUAAUGUAUGUAUAAAAAAUCGAUCCAUGUAUAGUACUUAUAUAAGUGCUACAUGACAUAAAGUUAUAUCAUCAGUAUAAUUAACAAUGUGUAGAAAUUUUAACUAGAUCUUUUAAGUCUUUUUAUAAUUUUUUUCUUAUAAUGUUUUUAAUACAAAAACAUGUAGGCUUGGUGCACACAACAAUGUGAUACUAUAUAAAAUAUAAAAUAUGUUGUUGAAUUACAUAGCUAGCAUUACCACUGUGGAAUUAUUGUUUGCAUUGGGUUUAAAAAAUAUCAUUAAAAAUAUUUUGAAAUACAGAAUUUUUAUCAUAUCUUACUAUGAACAAAAAGAUAAACACAAUUGAGAAAAAGGUAUAAUUUGGUUUAUUAUCAAUUUUAUUAUGUAUUUGUUUAAUACAAAUACAAUUAGAAAUUAUUU
Frieseomelitta varia is the source of this 3711-nucleotide messenger RNA. It is a transcript of the gene cdc14, whose product is annotated as dual specificity protein phosphatase CDC14AB-like. The transcript is spliced from 10 exons. The record is from RefSeq and is a predicted model, not a curated record. Gene Ontology annotation, molecular function: protein serine/threonine phosphatase activity; protein tyrosine/serine/threonine phosphatase activity. Bases 452 to 2230 code for a protein of 592 amino acids. Gene Ontology annotation, biological process: positive regulation of cytokinesis; microtubule cytoskeleton organization; cilium assembly. Lineage: Eukaryota; Metazoa; Arthropoda; Insecta; Hymenoptera; Apidae. Gene Ontology annotation, cellular component: mitotic spindle; centrosome; spindle pole.